AUGGCGACGACCGGGAGCGAGGCAGUGUUGCCUAUCCGCGAGGGAGAAAAGAAACCUAGUUCAGAACAGCAAAUUGAUCCCUGGGACGUUCAGGCAGGACACGAUGAGAAUGGAAAUGCCCUGGCCUUCGAUUAUGCGGCUAUUUCACAGAAAUGGGCAACCAAACUGAUAGACGAUGCCCUGCUCGAGAGAUUCGAGCGCCUUACCGGUCACAAGCCCCACCGCUGGCUCAGACGUGGACUCUUCUUUUCGCACCGUGACUUUGACAGGAUUCUGGACAGAUAUGAAGCUGGCGAACCGUUCUUCUUGUAUACGGGCAGAGGACCGUCCAGUGACGCGCUGCACUUGGGACACACAAUUCCAUUCUCCUUUACCAAAUGGCUUCAGGACGUGUUUGAUGUCCCUCUGGUCAUUAUGCUUACUGACGACGAAAAGGCUCUCUUCAAGGAGAAGCUCACUUUCGAGGACACACACAAGUUUGCGCUACAAAAUGCCAAGGACAUUAUCGCUUGUGGUUUCGAUCUCAAAAAGACUUUCAUUUACAGUGACCUGGAAUACAUCAGUGGGCAUUUUCUAAUGAACGUCUGGGAAUUCUCGAAACUGGUUACAUUCAACCAGGUCCGCGGUGCAUUUGGAUUCAACGAGAGUACCAACAUAGGACGAAUCAUGUUCCCCGCAGUCCAAUGCGUGGCUGCAUUUGCUACUUCCUACCCGGAGAUCUGGGCCGACGAACCUGCAAAGGAACGAACGAAAGCUCUCGCUAAGAUUCCGUGCCUCAUUCCGAUGGCCAUAGACCAGGAUCCAUACUUUCGUCUUGUUCGCGACAACGCCCAUCGCAUGAAGAACCCUUCGCCCAAGCCGGCUUUGAUUCAUUCGAAAUUCCUUACUGCGUUGCAGGGUGCAGGUGGCAAGAUGAGCGCGAGUGACCCAAACUCUGCGAUUUUUAUGGCAGAUACACCAAACCAAGUCAAGGCAAGUCCAAGAUGUCCAAUUCAUCAGAAUAAAAUCAACAAGCACGCAUUCAGCGGAGGUAGGGAGACGCUAGAAGAACAUCGGGAACUCGGAGGGAUACCGGAGAUAGACGUCGCAUUUCAAUAUCUAUCCUACUUUGAGGACGACGAUGAGAAACUCAAGAAAAUCGAGGACGGCUACAGGAGUGGCGAGCUGCUCACUGGGGAACUUAAGAAGAUGGCUAUUGAAUUGAUUCAGGGAUACGUCAAGGAUUUCCAAGCCAGGAGAAAGGAAGUCACGGAUGACCUUCUGAAGCAAUACAUGACUCCCCGCAAACUGGAAUGGAAGGGCAACCCAAACCCAAAGCCGAAGGAAUCGAAAAAGGAGAAGGCGGCACAGGCAUAG
Molecule: messenger RNA, 1356 nt
Organism: Talaromyces rugulosus
Lineage: Eukaryota; Fungi; Ascomycota; Eurotiomycetes; Eurotiales; Trichocomaceae
Exons: 9
Coding region: 1-1356 (451 amino acids)
Biological process (GO): tryptophanyl-tRNA aminoacylation
Cellular component (GO): cytoplasm
Molecular function (GO): tryptophan-tRNA ligase activity; ATP binding
Source: RefSeq, a predicted model, not a curated record